This is a messenger RNA of Daphnia magna, 2484 nucleotides long. RefSeq lists its product as uncharacterized. NCBI's taxonomy places the organism in Eukaryota, Metazoa, Arthropoda, Branchiopoda, Diplostraca, Daphniidae. Gene Ontology annotation, cellular component: plasma membrane. The coding region runs from base 204 to 1985 and encodes 593 amino acids. The record is from RefSeq and is a predicted model, not a curated record. Gene Ontology annotation, molecular function: GTP binding; calcium channel regulator activity; GTPase activity. The transcript is spliced from 5 exons.
GUUGGGGUAAGUAAAGAAGGGGGAGGGGACGUACGUGCAACGCUUAGUAGACGAGAGUUUCUUGCCGCUGGAUCCUCAGUCUGAACCUUCGGCUCUUGGUGAGCACGGAAGAGUUUUUGUUAUCUCUUUCAUCCGGUGUUUAGUCGAUGAAGACCUAAAGAAAACAAAAACAAAUCGACAUUUUUUAUUGAGAAAAAGGAAAAAUGUCAACUGCUCCUGUUGGCAAAAAUCAGCGUUCUUCAUCUAUUUGCCUGUCCGGCAGUCAGACAUUUGACGCGAUGAAAGCCAGUGUCGGUGGUAAUAAUCGAGAAAGUUCGUCCGGAUCGGAUUCACCCGAAGUCCGUCGAGAAGUGAUUACCAACAACCACAUCGGUAGAUCGGGUCCGGUUGGCAGCAAAUCCCGUCAGAGCGCCCGACGCUCGAAAAGUGAGCGGCUUCAAGGAGCCAAUAAGCCGCGUGUGAAACGACGGGAUCUAGCGCUGGAUCUGGAUCGGGCUAAUAGUGGAAGUCUAGCCGGCGGAUUAGCCGGCAACAAGGAACACGAAGAUGCCUAUCAAUCGUUUCUACGUAAAGUUCCCAGCGUCGGCGCCGGAUUGAUGAAUGACUCGUCGUUUAACGAAACUCCGGACGGAUCUCCUCGAGGACUGCGAUCCAUUCGCCAGUCGGCGAGCACAGCGAAACCGCCACUCGGAGCUGGUAGCAAUGCACCGGCCAUUUCCACACCGGAUUUAUCACCGUCUCUAAUUAGAAGGGCUACAGUCAAUCAACGGACGGCUGGUGGCGGCGGAAGCCGAUCACAAUUGGCGAACCGUAACUCUCCGCAAGUCGGCCGGCCUGGAUGCAACAGUACGAAAGAUCAACCGCUCAACAAACGGGCCACUUCCGUCCGCGUUCACGGAGCCAGCAGCUCAAGCUCGGCGUUUCACGUAGCCAAUUCAUCGUUGCGUCGGUCCACUUUCCUCGACGUGCCCGACAGUCCAGGCAACGAUGACGACAACGCCGCCAGUAAUGUGGACGAAGAUUCUUACAGACUCCGUUCGUUCGAUUUGACUCGCAAAGGUGUUGUGAAUAGAGGAGAUUCGUUCCGACGCCGUCGUUCACGCAGCAAUAGUUUGGCUCCCGGCACGGUGCAACAUGAUUCGACCGGUGACGUGACGAAAAAUUACCGAGCAGCUCCUGGUAACGGGUCGAGUGGGGGUGCGUCAACGGGAGAAAAUGUACAAGCUAUCGGAACGGACCAACGGUCAUCGCAUCAGCAACAGCAUCAUCACCAGCAUCACAGCGACGUCAGGACUUAUCGUGUGGCCAUCAUAGGGUCCCAUGGUGUCGGCAAAUCUGCCAUGGUCGGCCAAUUCAUGUCAUCCGACUGCAUUAACGCCUACGACCGAAUCCGGAACGAUGACACUGAUCCAGAGUCCGUCUUUGUCAUGCUCAAUGGGGAGGAAUCAGAACUCGUCUUCACCUAUUGCAGCAAUAUAAAGGUUGAGAUGAAUCGAAACGAACUUCCCGAUGCUUUUGUCAUGAUGUACAGCGUGAUUGACAAGAACAGCUUCAAGACAACUGAAGACGAACUGGCACGUUUACAGAACUGGGACGCCCUUCGUUCCAGGGCAAUUAUAGUUGUCGGAAAUAAGAUUGACCUCGUUCGCAGUCGUGCUGUCUCAACACAAGACGGGAAAUGUCUCGCCUGCGCCUAUCGAGCCAAAUUCAUGGAGGUAUCCGUAGUAAUAAAUCACAACGUGGAUGAGUUGCUGGUUGGAAUCCUGACGCAGAUCCGGCUGAAGGAGGAGCUUCAGAAAGAGAUAGCGGAAGGGCUUGUCGAUCCAUCGACAGUUGAUGGUGCCAACGGGCAAGGCUCUUCCAACUCUUGGAUACGAAACAAGGGUCUAGUACGGGCCAGUAUGAAAGCAAAGCAAAUGUUCACGUGGCUGUUUGGCAAAGACGACGAUCAGCUCGCCAAUUGUGAAAACUUCCAAGUCCUCUGAUUCCCGUGUGCGUUCUCUUAAAACAAUAAAAACAAAACCUCCUGUUCAGAAAAGCCUUUAGAUUAUUAAUAACGAUGGAACUAAAAAUGUGAAAAUCUAGUCAUCUCUUUUAAGGGCACUCUAUAUCACGUAAAGUGCCUUCAACUUUCAACAGCUAAAUAAACAGCUUCCCCAUUACAUUCUUUCUGAAAUGAAUUGUGUUUUCAAACAAAACAUAUAUUGUAGGCCUCUUCUACGUUCUUCCCAUAAAUUAUCACAAAUACUUUUUUUUCUUUUUUUCUUUAUUUUAUUUAUUUUUUACUUUUGGUAGCUCUGUCUAAUGGGAUUCUGUGACUUCUGUCUUACUUAAUUGCAAAUCUAAGCAUUUUUCUGUCUGUUAGAUGGUUUCAGUUUUCACUGUUCUUAAAAUCAAUUUUUAAGGGAAUUAUUAUUUUUAAAGUUGUGUGUUGGAAAGCAUGAAAUCUGGCGCCGUUCUGAAUACAAAUUAUCAAACAAUCGA